Molecule: messenger RNA, 2783 nt
Organism: Mytilus californianus (California mussel)
Lineage: Eukaryota; Metazoa; Mollusca; Bivalvia; Mytilida; Mytilidae
Exons: 2
Coding region: 260-1759 (499 amino acids)
Biological process (GO): DNA recombination; DNA integration
Molecular function (GO): DNA binding
Source: RefSeq, a predicted model, not a curated record
AUUCCCGAGAAUGAUAUUUAACAGUGAUACACUGUAGACUUUUGUGCACAUUCCGGCGAUGGAAUUUAUUGAGAUCUGCUGUUGACGUGUGUAAUCCUUGCAUACCGUGUUCUGGUGAUGGAAUUUAUUGCGUUUCCCUGUAGACUUUUGUAGUUUUUAUCCUACACGCUCCGGCGACGGAUUUAUCCGAGUCAGAAAUGCUCUGCUUUAAACUUUUUUAACAUUUGUACCAAAUAGUAUAUUUGCGACUAUAGGCGAUAUGGCGAGCGACAGUGAAGGCGAAGUAGAUGUUCCACGUAAUGUCGAGCAGGUACAGAUGUGGGCAUCCACAAUGAAGCUGAAUCCAAACACAGCUUCCGAAUUAAUUAGACUUGGCUUCGAUUCUAUGGAAGCGAUUUCAUUGAUUGAAAAAGAGGAUAUGCCAGCUAUUAAUAUUCCGCUCGGGCAGCAAAAAGUGUUGAUACGAGCAGUUGGAAAAACUUUCAAGGACGGUCGCGCUGAAGCUGGGAAUAUGGCGGACACGCACCCUUACGGAAAUGAAAACGAGGCUACACAGAGAACUUCCGCUAGGAUACAAAAUGGCGGCACCAGCAACCAAGAUGGCGACGGUGUAAACAACAAAGAUGGCGACGAUGUAAACAACAAAGAUGGCGGCGCCCAUACGUCAAACCCCCGAUCGGAGGAUGCCUAUGUGCAAGAGAUCCUAAAGAUGAUGUCGAGGGAGAAGAACAUUACAGGACAAUUUGUGAAUGACUCUCAUAAUUCUUCCACAGGCUCACUGGUAUCGAGGGAGGUGAGAUCACUGGAUAGUAUUGUUGCUAACUUUAGAUGUCAUACUUAUGCUGAAUCUACCAAAAAGACAUAUUUAAACUAUUUCAAGUCAUACGCAGAAUUUUGUAGAAGAUUAAAUAUUACCCUUGUUCCAUUAAGUCCUAUGAAUUUAGCCAGAUAUGUAGCCUAUUUAUCUUCAAGGUUACAAUUUAAUUCCAUAACAAAUUAUUUGUCAAUUGUGCGGUUGCUACAUUUAGAAUCAGGAGUUGCAUCUCCGAUAGAUUCCUUUUUUAUGGAGUCAGUACUCAAGGGUGCUAAACGUGUGUUAGGUGCUGCCAUACAUAGAAAAUUGCCUAUUACACCAAAAAUUUUGAAUGAGAUAUUUACUUUACUGUCAGUCAGCAGUAGUAAGGACUUGUGUUUUUGGGCAGCCUGCUUAGUGGCUUUUUUCUCCUUUUUAAGGAAGUCAAAUUUGUUUGCCCCUUCAAUUUCAGCUUUUGAUCCUUUGCGACAUUUUACUCGUGAGGAAAUCCAUUUUCACUCAGAUGGUGUCUGUUUAAAAGUACGCAAAACCAAAACAAUUCAAUUUUCAGAGCGUAUAUUAGAAAUUCCCCUUCCUAGAGUGAAGAAUUCUCAUUUAUGUCCCUCUAAGGCGCUUCUUUUAAAUUUUAAACAGGUGCCAGCAGUGUCAGCCCCCUCACCUGUCUUCCUGUAUUUAGUACGAGGCAAGGUUAUCCCUCUUACAUAUACAGCCUUUGUAAAAAUGCUAAAACAGAACUUAUCUAGGUUGGGUUAUGACAGCAGCAAAUAUUCGGGACAUAGUUUUCGCAGAGGAGGGGCCUCCUUUGCCUUAGAAUGUGGGGUUCCAGCUGAUCUCAUACAAUCACAGGGUGAUUGGAAAUCUAAUGCAUACAAAUCAUACUUGGAUCCUUCUUUUGCACACAGACAGGAAGUCAUGAACAAAUUUGCAGUUGCCCUGGGGAAAUAAUAAACCAUUUAACCUACCUUCUACUGGUUACACCACACAUGUUUGGGAAGUUUGGAAUACCACAGAUUAUUAAUUAAUUAAUUUGUGUAUUGUUUUCAAACUGUACUGUUGUUUGUGUUUUAUUAAUAUGAAAUUUAAGCAUUAAACUGUGGUUCUUUUCCCAAACAUGUCUUUGUUUUACACUAGUAACCAUCUGGAUUCACAGGUUUCCUGACUGGAUUCCGAUCAGAGUUAGACAUUAACAUGCAUCUGAUCUGAGACUGGUCUAGAUUCCAACAGCAUAUAUACACAUACACACUAUACACAUACACAGGGGGGAGGGAAAUGGGUGGGGCCGUUUUCAAAGUGAUGUGGAUUAAUGUGAUAUUUUUAUUAACAAGAAAAAUGGAUUAUUAAUACACAGCAUGUUGACAUGUAUCAUCGCACAUGCAUUACCUGUCCUUAUUGCCGAUUGGGUAUUUUAUUUCAGCUUAUAUCUAUUAAUAACAACCAAUGAUAUAAGGAAUUCCCUACUGGCCACUCUUGACAUCUCGCUCUCUAAUUGCUUUGUGAGAUGUGGGAAGGGAACCAAUCAGAACAAGGCCCUUAUUUCAAAUUAUCCAAUCGGCAGAGAUAAUUAAUUAAUUAUCAUCCUUUUGUUUUAAUUACUGCGCGCCUCAUUUAGGCAUUCUAGAUAAUACAACUGCAUGAAGCAGACGCAUUGCAAUUUGGCAUUAGCGAAUUUAAAAUCCCAUCCUCACCCACCCUAUUUUAUUUUUAAUUUUUAUUGAGAUGUUUAGGUUGCUUCAUCAACUAAUUAUAGAUAUAUAAUUGAUUUAAUUUAACUGUAUAUUUUAUAAAUGUGUAGAGUAGAUUAUAUUACAAGAACACACAGUUUUGGUUUCAUAUUAUAAAUGUAAUAUUCCCUUGAGUGGAAUACCACAGAUUAUUAAUUAAUUAAUUUGUGUAUUGUUUUCAAACUGUACUGUUGUUUGUGUUUUAUUAAUAUGAAAUUUAAGCAUUAAACUGUGGUUCUUUUCCCAAA